AUGUGGGACAUUGAAGAAGACUGGAGUGAGGAUGAGUCCUUUGGUUUUGCUGGUAAGCCAGAACCUAAGCGGAAGAAGUUGAAUGGCCCAGUAGAGAGUGAGAAACUGCAUGAAGCUCCACAGUACAGACUGAAUAGCGAAAGUAUGGGAAUAGAUGAAAACUCUUCGCUUAAUUACUGCGAGGCUUCCCUAUCCAAGGCUCUGGAGAGCCUAGACAAGAAACUGAACAACUCUAGAGCUAAAAAAGGAAAAAAUGCGGAUAAAAGUAUAGAUAUGAGCAUAGAUCUGUGUGUGGUAUCUCAAGAGGAAGGAGAAGCCUGGAGUUUUCAGGAAGGCAUUGAAGAGUUGGGUUCCUCAAGGCUUGAGUUCAUAAAUUGUGAAUUGAGCUUUGAGCAGGAUUACGAUAUAUUUGGGCUGAACUCAAUAAACACAUUACAGAAAAAUAAACAAAUUACCAGGUCAAACAAGCUUUUUGAAAGUGUCUCCUCUAUGGAGAAGUUACACAAGGGGAUAAUUCGAUUUUCUGGAGUGUCUGACCCAUCCAAAACCUUCUUUGUUGAAACUUGGGAAAGGGAAGACACUUUAGAUUUGCUCAAAAAACUACGUUCCAGACAAGACAAGUCUUUGGGAAGAACUCGAGGGACAAGAUUAGGCCCUGAUAUUACAGAGCCAGAGCUUGAGGCUGAGUUUAUGACCAACUAUGGGCCUGAGUCUAAGCCUGGACCUAAUCUAAAUCCUGAUCUUGAUUCCAAUGAAAUCGAAAGGACAUAUACCAAUAGACCAAUUCUAACAACAAAGUAUGUGCCAAAGUCCUGUUUGGAUCUGAUAAACGAUGAGGGUUCAAUUAGAAGCAUUUUGAAGUGGAUAAAAAGCUGGGAAGGCUAUGUCUUCAAAUCUUCUUUAAGCUCUAAAAAAUCUUCUGAAGCCCCAGAAGUCCCAAUUCUACUGAUUGGAGGUCCUUCUGGGAGUGGAAAAACAAGUAUGGUCAAGAUCUUAGCCAAACAAUGUGGAUACGAAGUGAAUGAAAUUAAAGUUUCUGAUGAAAAGACUAUGGAGAGUUUUGAGAACUCCAUAAAAAUGAGAAUUAAUUUUGGGACAAUUGGAGGGACCAGUAAGCCAACUUUAAUCAUGAUAGAUGAGUUAGACAGUCUCUCAAACGGUGGAAAUGUAAGAAAAUAUGAUUGCUUCAGUUUCCUAGUUAAACUUUCAGAGACUCACUCCAAAAACCGUGAGACAGUUAGUAGGCCAAUAAUAUGUAUAUGUAACGACAUCCACGAGAAAUCCCUAAGGUCUUUAAGAGCAAAAUCCUUAAAUAUUGUGGUUCCGUCCCCACCAAAAGAGAAGAUAUUUAAAAGACUCAGCUAUGUUUGUAGGAACGAAGGACUAAAGUUAGAGGACGAUGAAAUCCUAAAUGAACUCAUUAAGGUCCACAAUUGUGACAUUAGAUCAUGUUUGAAUUCAAUAUAUCUCAUGAGCCAAAAGGAUAUUAGAAGAAAAGAUGAUCAUGACGAUGAAAAAGGUAAGAAAAGAGUGCAAGUUCCAAUAUAUUGGGAAGAUUUUGAAGGUUGUUGUUAUACCAAAGAUUUGGACCAAGAUAUCUCAGGCUUUGUUAAGACUUGCUUUGGAUUGGAAAUUGGAAUCAAGAAGGACGAAAUCUUUGAAUAUGUCCUGGAGUAUGGAGAAGAGUGUCUAAUAAAUUUCGGGUUAAAUCUGGCAGGUCUACUAACUGAAAACAUUUACCGGUGUAACUUAAUGAGUGACUUCUACUACGAUUACUUAAAGCUUAUUUUGGAUUCAAUCGUCGAACACAAUAUUCUUUCCUUGAGGAUCAAUUCACUACUUCCCUUCUUAAGCUCAGCAAUUUUUGUUUCUAGAAAGAUCAUGGGAAUUCACUGUAACCAAUUCAGAUACCUAGGUUCUUCAACCUUUGCUUUUUCUCAAGGCAUUUCAAACUCAAUUAACAGUAUUUACAGGGACAUUUCCUCUUCAACUCUGGAUAUUCUGAAAGUAGAGACCAUGACAAAUUCCUUUAAAGUAUACACUUUGCCCUCUAUGUUAACUCAUUUCAAUGGAAUUGGCUUCCUCAAGUAUUUGAAUCAGUGGAAAUCCACACAAAUUUUUCCGAAAUUUAAAUGUCUCAUUGAGUCUCAGACUGGAUCUCUCAGUUCUGAAGAAUUGGAGUCACUCUAUGUUCUGCAGAACCUUGUCUCAAAGAUGGUUUGCUUUGGGUUCAGGUUUGAAGACCAAACCCGUAGUUUGUUCGGGAAAAACAAUGAUAACGGUUCUACCUCACAUUUCCUUAAACCAAACAUUGAGUCACUCUACUCCUUCCAGUGUCUAAUGAACUCAAUAGAAUCUGGGUACGUCAGAAACCCCUCUGUCUUACCACCAAAUCAUGGUAAAUACAUAUAUGAUAUUGGGUUUUACACCUUAGUUAACCAGUUAGUGGAUUUUUUCAAGGAUAACAUUUCCAAACAAAUCAUCCCAGGUAUCCACUACUACAACCUCAAUUCUUCCCAGAAAAGAAAUGUCCAAAUAAACGAAAAAACUAGGUUACUUGAAAAACAAGUACCGGUUGACAUUUUUGUCUCUGUUCCAAGUUUCCAGGACCUAAUUAUGAAACUCAGGGCUAAAACAAAAACAACCCAAGAAUCUAAGAAGCCAAACUCAUUUUGCAUUUACAGGUACAACGAUGGCUGCACUGACGCAGUCAAGAUGAAUGUUCAAGUUUCUGACUUUUUCUCUUAA
Cryptosporidium ubiquitum is the source of this 2748-nucleotide messenger RNA. Its product is annotated as AAA+ ATPase. Gene Ontology annotation, molecular function: ATP hydrolysis activity; DNA binding; ATP binding. Gene Ontology annotation, cellular component: nucleus. The transcript has a single exon. NCBI's taxonomy places the organism in Eukaryota, Apicomplexa, Conoidasida, Eucoccidiorida, Cryptosporidiidae. The record is from RefSeq and is a predicted model, not a curated record. The coding region runs from base 1 to 2748 and encodes 915 amino acids.